Molecule: messenger RNA, 856 nt
Organism: Cricetulus griseus (Chinese hamster)
Lineage: Eukaryota; Metazoa; Chordata; Mammalia; Rodentia; Cricetidae
Source: RefSeq, a predicted model, not a curated record
GAAUUGAAUGACCUGGCCCGAGAUCCUCCAGCACUGUGUCCAGCAGGUCCUGUUGGAGAUGAUAUGUUUCAUUGGCAGGCUACAAUAAUGGGGCCAAAUGACAGCCCCUAUCAGGGUGGAGUGUUUUUCUUGACAAUUCAUUUCCCAACAGAUUACCCCUUCAAACCACCUAAGGUUGCAUUUACAACAAGAAUUUAUCAUCCAAAUAUUAACAGUAAUGGCAGCAUUUGUCUUGAUAUUCUACGGUCACAGUGGUCUCCAGCACUAACUAUUUCAAAAGUACUUUUGUCCAUCUGUUCUCUGUUGUGUGAUCCCAAUCCAGAUGAUCCUUUAGUGCCUGAGAUUGCUCGGAUCUACAAAACAGAUAGAGAAAAGUACAACAGAAUAGCUCGGGAAUGGACUCAGAAGUAUGCGAUGUAAUUAAAGAAAUUAUUGGAUAACCUCUACAAAUAAAGCUAGGGAACUCUGAAAGAGAAAGUCCUUUUGAUUUCCAUUUGACUGCUUUCUAUGAGCCCACGCCUCAUCUUCCCCUGUGCACAUGUUUACCUGACACAGCAGUGCUGCGUGUUGUACAUACUUGGAACAACAAACCAGAAAUACUGUACUUCUGUACCAACAUUGCCUCCUAGCAGAGAGGUGUGUGUGUGUGAGAAGCCAGUUCUCCAGGCGUAACCUAGGUGUGAGACUAAAAGCUUUCCUUAUUGACUUAAAAUUGGAUAAUGGCAAGAUGUGAGAGGUAGUGGGUACACAGUGUGUGCUUGGAUGGGAGGAAAAAAGCUCCAGUGACCUGUAGGAGAUUGUCCUUAAGUGGAAUCCAUCUAAUCUGAAACAGUCAUAAAAAGCAAUGUGAAGAACA